AUAUGUUCAAAAGUCGUCGUCAAGACUUUUCAGAGAUCACCAUGGCGAAAGCGAAGGGAGCUCAGACGCCAUGGCUCGACGACCCUUCAUCUUGUGGCUUCACGGGUUGGGAGACUCUGGACCUGCCAACGAAAACGUCAAGACUGUUUUCAAGUCCCCGGAGCUGAGUGACGCUAAGUGGCUCUUCCCUUCUGCUCCAUACAAUCCUGUUACCUGCAACAAUGGUCGGGUGAUGCCUUCUUGGUUUGAUGUCCCUGAGCUUCCUUUUAAAGCGGGAUCUCGAAUUGAUGAAGCCAGCAUUCUUGAAGCAGUUAAGAACGUUCAUGCUAUUAUAGACGAAGAGAUUGCAAGAGGAACAAGACCAGAAAACGUGUUUAUCUGUGGUUUAAGCCAAGGAGGUGCUUUAACCUUGGCUAGUGUUCUUCUCUAUCCAAAAACACUUGGAGGUGGAGCUGUCCUUAGCGGUUGGGUUCCAUUCACUUCUUCAGUCAUCAAUCAAUUUCCCGAACAAGCUAAAAAGACACCAAUAUUGUGGUCUCAUGGUACUGAUGAUGAGCUUGUGCUCUUUGAAGCUGGUCAAGCUGCUCUUCCUUUUCUUGAACAAGCCGGUGUGACCUGUGAAUUCAAGGCGUAUCCAGGUCUUGCGCACUGGAUGAGCAACAAGGAGCUACAGUAUAUAGAGUCAUGGAUCAAGUCACGGAUGCAAAGUUCGUCGUCUUCAUCUUGAGUGUCUUAAAGCAAUGCUGCUUUCAUUCAAUAUAAAUAUAUCUGUGAAGAACAUUGAUUAAAGUUCUUCCUCUUGUAAGCAAAAGAUAAAACAUUGUUCAUCAAAUAUCUUGAUUGUUGUGUUACUUUAUUUUAU
Brassica oleracea var. oleracea is the source of this 862-nucleotide messenger RNA. RefSeq names its product carboxylesterase SOBER1-like. NCBI's taxonomy places the organism in Eukaryota, Viridiplantae, Streptophyta, Magnoliopsida, Brassicales, Brassicaceae. Gene Ontology annotation, cellular component: cytoplasm. Gene Ontology annotation, molecular function: palmitoyl-(protein) hydrolase activity; carboxylic ester hydrolase activity. Gene Ontology annotation, biological process: protein depalmitoylation. The record is from RefSeq and is a predicted model, not a curated record.